This is a messenger RNA of Myotis brandtii (Brandt's bat), 759 nucleotides long. RefSeq names its product emerin (gene EMD). Gene Ontology annotation, cellular component: nuclear envelope. The record is from RefSeq and is a predicted model, not a curated record. Bases 1 to 759 code for a protein of 252 amino acids. NCBI's taxonomy places the organism in Eukaryota, Metazoa, Chordata, Mammalia, Chiroptera, Vespertilionidae. The transcript is spliced from 6 exons.
AUGGGCCCAUUCCCGGUACUGCCUGGGCAGCCUGCCGGGGUGCGGCCCGGGAAACCCCUGAUUCUCGGCUCCACUCGCAAGCUCUACGAAAAGAAAAUCUUCGAGUACGAGACUCAGAGGCGAAGGCUCUCUCCCCCGAACUCGUCCACAUCCUCAUACUCCUAUCGGCUCUCCGACUCAGAUUCGGCAGCAUCGGUGGACUCGGAUAUGUAUGAUCUGCCCAAGAAAGAGGAUGCCUUACUUUAUCAGAGCAAGGGCUAUAAUGAUGACUACUAUGAGGAAAGCUACAUGAGCACCAGAACUUACGGUGAGCCUGAUUUUGCGGGCACACCCAAGGGCUUCCGCCAGCCCUCGGCUUCACUCGCAGAUGCUGACACCUUUCACCACCAGGUGCGUGAAGACAAUUUUUUCUCUUCAGAAGAGGAUGGCAAGAAUAGGGAACGCCCUGUGUAUGGCCGGGACAGUGCCUACCACAGCAUCGCACACUAUCGCCCUGUUUCCAACAUCACCAGAAGCUCUCUGGGCAUGUCCUAUUAUCCCACCACCUCCUCCACCUCUUCCAUGUCCUCAACUUCAUCUUCUCCCCCCUCGUGGCUUGCCCGCCGAGCCAUCCGGCCAGAAAAGCAGGCCCCUGGGGCUGGUCUGGGCCCGGACCGCCAGGUCCCACUCUGGGGCCAGCUGAUCCUUUUUGUGGUGUUUGCUGCCUUCCUGCUCUUGGUUUACUACUCCAUGCAGGCUGAGGACAGCAACCCCUUCUAA